AUAGCCUCAAAAAGACAAAAGGAAAGUUUGCCUUUUCUACUUCUUCCUGGAAAGAUGCAAAGUGCUUUAGUAGGCUCCUGGUAGCUCCCAGGAGAGGCUUCUGGUCUGGGGACCCUGAGGUCUGAGACUCAGGAUAAGUGUUUGGGAGAGAUUCACCCUCAUGCCUGCCUUAUUAUAGCACAACACUGGCUUCUAUGGGCACUACAGAGGUCAAUUCAAGAGUGAAAGUGCUCAAGAAUACCGCCUUGCAGCCAAGCCCCAGCCUCCAGCAGUGUUCCUGCAGCGAUGUCAGGGCUUUUCAGUGGCCAGAAGGAAAGCAGGCUGGAACCAGCGCAGCAACACUUGUUCUCCAAGCAUGACAACCGUACUUCUUUCGACAAAGGCCCCUACUGCCUGCUGCAGGGAAUCGGAAGGCGGAAAGACCUGGAGCGCCUAUGGCAGCGGCACACCUUCCUGCGCUGGGCACCCCAUGAGCUGGAGUUGGGCGAGCAGCGGCCCCUUGAAUCCUCCUACCAGGCCAAUUUCCGGUCAGGCCCAGGACUCAGUGACCUCCCCCAGCGCCUUAUCCACUUUGUGCAGAUCGAGCCUCCCCACACCAGCACCACCUACCGGCAGAACUUCUGCCAGCCAUCCCGGGGUGGCCACUGUGGCAGCAACAACAUGGGACCAGUCACCAACACACUGCCUGACCUCCCAGGGAUCCCAAGACCCAAGCUGCUGCGGCAUUACCUUCAUGAUGGGGUCUCGGAGUGUCUAAAUUGGUCCAGAGCAUUAAACAAGGACAGCUGA
Messenger RNA from Zalophus californianus (California sea lion), 789 nucleotides. It is a transcript of the gene CIMIP7, whose product is annotated as chromosome 1 C3orf84 homolog. The coding region runs from base 286 to 789 and encodes 167 amino acids. The transcript has 5 exons. The record is from RefSeq and is a predicted model, not a curated record. Lineage: Eukaryota; Metazoa; Chordata; Mammalia; Carnivora; Otariidae.